Molecule: messenger RNA, 3509 nt
Organism: Acanthaster planci (crown-of-thorns starfish)
Lineage: Eukaryota; Metazoa; Echinodermata; Asteroidea; Valvatida; Acanthasteridae
Product: protein arginine N-methyltransferase 1-like
Biological process (GO): chromatin remodeling; peptidyl-arginine methylation, to asymmetrical-dimethyl arginine
Cellular component (GO): nucleus
Molecular function (GO): protein-arginine omega-N asymmetric methyltransferase activity; histone methyltransferase activity; protein-arginine omega-N monomethyltransferase activity
Source: RefSeq, a predicted model, not a curated record
UUUUCGCACGUAGCUAUGUACAGGUGCAAUGUGCAUGUGGCGCGGCCAUAAGCUGGCUGUCAUGCGUGGCUGUGGCACUCGGGGUUGCUUCGAGAACGCGAAAUCACUAACUCCGUGAUACUCCUUGCACAUGGAAGGCACUGCAGAAAAUCAAAGCACAGAUGUCCGAUAUGGCAAGCGUUUCGAGUCAGGUUAUAGUCAAGCCGGAGCCUGGGCUAAAACCCCUGGUGAACGGGGGGACGGAAGGGGACACGGAAGGGCACACGGAGAAGAAGCCGAAGCUGGAGGAGAUGACGUCCAAAGAUUACUACUUUGACUCAUACGCCCACUUUGGAAUCCACGAGGAGAUGCUGAAAGACGAGGUGCGAACCUUGACCUACCGCAAUGCCAUGUGGCACAAUAAGCACCUCUUCAAGGGCAAGACGGUGCUGGACGUGGGGUGCGGGACGGGGAUCCUCUCCAUGUUUGCCGUCAAGGCCGGCGCGGCACAGGUCAUAGGGAUUGAGUGCUCCAACAUCAUUGACCACGCCAUGAAGAUCGUCAAAGCGAACAAAAUGGAAGACGUGAUCACGUUAAUCAAAGGCAAGGUGGAGGAGGUGACCCUGCCGGUGGAGAAAGUGGACAUCAUCAUCAGCGAGUGGAUGGGGUACUGCCUUUUCUACGAGUCCAUGCUCAACACAGUACUAUUCGCGCGAGACAAGUGGCUGAAUAGAGGAGGGUUAAUAUUUCCAGACAGGGCGACUCUUCACAUCACAGCCAUCGAGGAUAGGCAGUACAAAGACGAAAAGAUUAACUGGUGGGACAACGUGUAUGGCUUUGACAUGAGCUGCAUCAGGGACAUUGCUAUCAGCGAGCCGUUGGUAGACGUGGUGGACCCCAAGCAGAGGGUGACUAACACCUUCCUCAUCAAGGAGAUCGAUAUGUAUACCGUGACAAUUGAUGACCUGACCUUCACAUCCAACUUCUGCCUGACCGUCCAGCGUAACGAUUACAUCCAGGCCCUGGUCACCUACUUCAACAUCGACUUCAGCAUGUGCCAUAAACGGAUCGGGUUCUCCACCUCACCAGACGCCCCCUACACUCACUGGAAGCAGACGGUGUUCUACAUUGAUGAUUACAUCACGGUGAAGCGGGGAGAGACUAUCAAUGGUGUCCUGUCCAUGAAGCCAAACAUCAAAAACAACCGAGAUCUGGACUUCACAAUAGAGCUGGACUUUGAAGGAGAGCUCUCACAGAUGAAACAAACCCUUCAGUACCACAUGCGGUAGGGCUUGGGGGGGGCUUCACAGAUGAAUGGAGGGAGGGGAAGCACCUGUUACCCUAUCUGCUCAGGUGCCGUUUUUAUAGGGGGCAGUCUGCUUACCUGUCUUUUUUUUUGUCCUUAUUUCUGUGCUCAGAGCUUCAGGUUGCUGAUUAACAGCGUCAUUGCUUGAAAAGAAAACUGAAAAUUCUGCCCAUUUCCGGGAAACCUUCCGAGCUUUGCAAAACCCCUUUCCCUUCGAAGGAAACCACGGCAAAUGCGGAGAACUUUUGCAUCUCAGGGACACUUUAGGCCCCAGGUAGAGUUGACCGUGGCUGGGCUCUGCCUACCUCAAUCCUGCAAAUUCCUCUGGCACGGGAAGGGAAAUGUUUUCAGACAUUUUCUUUCUCUCCAAAAGAAACAAAACGAUAUACCAUUUCCAAAUCUGUCAAAAUGGCAUCUCGGUGUUUAUUGUCAGAAAUCUAUGAAUUCAGUCUUGUAGCUGCCUUGCCGUAGUUAUUUUGCGCAGGGCUAUGAUGCCAUCCGAUUCAAGUGUCAGUUUGGUAGAUUCUAGGUGAAGUCCGGAAGGUUCCUAGCACAGCAAAGAAUGUCUCAGGGGCUCGGGGUUAACACAAGACAGACCUCUUGACGAGACAAGGAAAUGCUCUAAUUCUGUCAGUGGUGUACAUUUAUCGUUUGCCAUGCAACAUGAACACUGGAUACAUGACUGCCUAUAUGUGAUCAUUCAAGACUGUAGAAGGCAGAAGUAUGCUUAAUGUUGUCUUAUAAAUACGCCUCCAAGUUAUUUCAUUUUUUGUGUGCCUUGCCUCCAAUUUCGGGCCAUGGUACACCUCAAGCAGUGCCCUUAAGUCUGAGGUCCUGCCAACUUCUCAACCCGGGGUCCCGUCUAUUUGGGCGUACAAUCCCUGCUUUGACUAGCUGAUCCCAAUGGCAGUAAAAACAACAUCGGAUGGUCUGGGCGCCAGACUUGAUUUAAAAAAAAACCAGAAAACUGCUGAGAGAGAAUUAUGUCUUUGCUGGGCACAGCGCGCACAGUGUGUUUGAAGGGACCACAUUUCUAAUUUCUAAACUGGAAGCCUAUCUGGGAUUUCAACUUGUAACCAAACUCUUCGUGAAUUACUCGUUAUUCUUACGCCCCUCAAAGUGCCCGUUCUUUAACAAAUUGUUCCCCCCCCCCAAAAAUGUAGACAAAUAAGUAACUAAUUGCCGCACCAAGUUCAAGAAGUCUGAAUAAUUCCAAAUUAAUGAAAUAUAUUGGUACGCUUCCGUACAUGAUGUUCUUAACGGCUUUGUAAUUUGGCCCGCCCAGCUUGUGCUUGUGGUCGUAAAAAAAUAUUCCAGUUCAUCAAGUUGUUCAAUUCAAAGUUCACACUUUUUUGAUUGAAAGUAGAAGUAAAGUCUUAAAAGUAUACCAAGUUGAGAAUUGAACCAGAGAAUCAGGACAGUUAAACCUUGCAAAUUCCUGGGGGAGGGGUCAUCUACAUUUAAAAAAUAUAGCCAUGUCCAUAAUAGAGGCUUGGCGUGGUAGCCAUCUUUGGUGUCAGUUCUUUUGUUCUGUAAUGGGUAUUUGCUUGGCCAGCACUCCUAGCAUUUAUGUCCUGCAGUACCUAGCGUUACCUAGUCGUUCUCGGCUGAACAGAAUUUGUUCCCGAUACGAACGGGGCUUGUUUCAGUUCAAAGAUAAGCGUUGCAGGAAUUUAAGACUGAUUAUCGCAAAGUCAGAUCAGAUUCACAGCUGCAGUAGUCGUCGUUCUCCGCGAUGACUGUCAGUUGUCUGACAGUCGAUCGCGGACCUGAGAAACCUAGGUUAUCCUUUAACAGAAGUGCUACAGUCUAUCCCAGGCCUGUGUCUGAAAUGAUUCCUUAAAGACAAGUGACGUGGUUUACACAGAAAGUCAAAGACAGUGGUGCAUUCUCUUAUUGUAAAGCCCGUUUUUUUUCAUGCGUGCAUGCCGUUGUCCCCCGGUUACCAGCCGUGCUCCAGGUAAUAAAGCUCAAUGUGUCGGACUUGUGAAAUUUCUUGUUUUUUAAUUAACCCUUACUAUGCCGAGUCCAACAAGAUUCUUUGCAGUUUACGCAAAACCUUGGGGGGUUACCUUGCAGAAUCUUGAGAGUCGCGUUCAAGUGUCAAGUUUAACCGUAAUUUAAUAUCAUGUGUGUUAUCUUCUUUUGUUAACUUUUUCUUUGUAUAGUUACAGUCCUUUUAAUUAAAUCUUUGGGCGUGUGCUGCCUUGAAAGGGGAAAAAAA